Molecule: messenger RNA, 1634 nt
Organism: Erigeron canadensis
Lineage: Eukaryota; Viridiplantae; Streptophyta; Magnoliopsida; Asterales; Asteraceae
Product: GRAS family protein RAD1-like
Exons: 1
Coding region: 1-1602 (533 amino acids)
Biological process (GO): regulation of DNA-templated transcription
Cellular component (GO): nucleus
Molecular function (GO): sequence-specific DNA binding; DNA-binding transcription factor activity
Source: RefSeq, a predicted model, not a curated record
AUGGCUCCGGGUUACGUGACAAAUUCAUCUUAUAAGGAGCAUUUUUGCAAUCGGCUUAAAGUUGGUGUCAAUGGAAUCGACCCGCGGUUCAAGUUAGGUGGUACUAAACGAAAAUCGGAUGGUUUAUUCCUUGGUCAUAUGGGUUCUACUGAUUUUAUGAAAACUGAUGAAGAAAAUGAUGGUCAAAGUGUUGGGGGAGAUCUUUCUAUCUCAUCCUUCUACCCACGACGUUAUUUUCAAGUUUUUGAUAAUCCAAUGAAAAGAUCAAAAAGCAUGCCAGAAUCGAGUUUCAGAAAUAAUGGUUUGUUGAAUGGUGGAAAUGUGGCUAUACGUCGAAGUAAUAGCACAAAUAGCUUUAAAAAACUUCAGUUUCGUGACCAUAUAUGGACGUAUACACAAAGGUACUUAGAAGCUGAGGCCAUUGAGGAUGCGAUUUCAGAUUAUGGGACAAUUGAAGAUGAGGGAAAUAGGGACGGAAUGCAUCUCGUGCAAUUACUUGUUUCGUCUGCUGAGGCUGUUGCUUGUCGUGACAAAACACACGCUACAAAUUUGUUAGCCAAGCUUCAAGGAGAUGCACUUGUUUUUGGGUCGGCUUUCCAAAGGGUUGCCUCAUGUUUCAUGCAGGGGCUUACAGACCGACUUGCAUUGGUGCAACCACUUGGUGCAGUUGGUCUGAUAGCCCCUGCAAAAAACAUGAAUGCGAUUGCAUUACAUAAAAAGGAAGAGGCGUUAAGUCUUGUUUAUGAAACUUGCCCUCACAUCAAGUUUGGUCAUUUUAUUGCCAACUUAACGAUAUUGGAAGCCUUUGAGGGAGAGAGUUAUGUUCAUGUUGUAGACAUAGGGAUGACGUUAGGUCUACAACAUGGACACCAAUGGCGUGGGUUAAUCCAAAGUCUAUCUAGCCAGGCUCAGGUCCCACGCCGCCUUAGGAUCACUGUAGUUGGUCCGUGUGUUAGUGAGUUUGUUAUUAUUGGUCACGAACUCGAAGUCUAUGCCCUAGAAAUGGGCAUAAACCUCGAGUUUUCUAUAGUGGAAAGUAGUUUGGAGACCCUUAAUCCAGAGGACAUCAAGACCUACAAAAACGAGGUUCUGGCAAUCAACUGUAUUCUACAACUUCAUUGUGUUGUAAAAGAAAGUAGGGGUGCAUUGAACUCGGUUCUACAAAAAAUCCAUGAACUCAGCCCAAAAGUCUUGACUCUAGUGGAACAGGAUUCGAACCAUAACGGGCCUUUCUUUCUUGGGAGGUUUAUGGAAGCAUUGCAUUACUACUCAGCCAUUUUCGAUGCACUUGAUGUCAUGCUACCUAAAUAUGACACUAGACGGGCCAAAAUAGAACAAUUUCACUUUGCAGAAGAAAUCAAGAAUAUCGUGAGCUGUGAAGGCCCAAAUCGGGUUGAAAGGCACGAGAGGGUGGAUCAAUGGAGAAGGAGAAUGAGCCGGGCUGGUUUCCUAGGUGCACCGAUCAAAACAAUCAAUCAAGCAAAACAAUGGCUUGCAAAGCUGGAUAUUUGUGAAGGGUAUACUAUUGCCGAAGAAAAAGGUUGUUUGGUUCUUGGCUGGAAAUCUAAGCCCAUCGUCGCAGCAUCUUGCUGGAAAUGUUAACCUAUCGACACUAUAUUCCCUGAUCUGGUUUC